Molecule: messenger RNA, 1020 nt
Organism: Helobdella robusta
Lineage: Eukaryota; Metazoa; Annelida; Clitellata; Rhynchobdellida; Glossiphoniidae
Exons: 1
Coding region: 1-1020 (339 amino acids)
Source: RefSeq, a predicted model, not a curated record
AUGUCUAAGAGGCCAUGUCCAGCUGAAUGUUCAGAAGAUUUUAUUGAUAGCAAUUUCAGUAGUUCUCUAAAUUUUCUCGUUGACUCCAACAACGCCAACAACAACGCCAACAACAACGCCAACAACAACGCCAACAACAACGCCAACAACGGUAUUAGUAGUAAUAGUUAUAAUUAUAGUAACUGCCCAAGUCCCAGAAAACGUUCGCACCGUCAUCUGGUGGGAUCGCAUGACUGCAACAAACAAAUGAACAAGUUUGGCAAACUGAGUGGCCGCUAUAACGACCACAACGACGAGAAUUCUAACGAUUUUCAGUUUUAUUUUGCUCCUCCCAACAACAGCAACACCAACAACAGCAUCAAUUGCAGCAACAACAACAGCAACAACAUCAAUUGCAUUAGCAGCAGCAACAACAAAACAAGCAGCAAAAUUAAAAAGCCCAACAGUUUGAAUCUGUCAACAAACUACAACAGCAACUACAACUUCUAUCUAGAUUGCGUCAACAACAGCAGCAGCAGCAACAAAAAUGAAAACACCAACCUAACUAAGUCGCCUUCGAAACCUGCCUCAAUCUUUCCUACAGAACUUUCUUCAUCAGCGGUAUCGGCAGCGGCCUCAGUUUCUUCGCCUACUUCAAGCACAACAGCUGCAACAUCGAUGAAGCACAAACUUCCAAACCAGCCUCGCCAACAAAUCCCCAAAAAGCCAACCCUCCUUCCGUUAUUAUCAUCCCACUUGCCUGCUAAUCUCAAUCUCGUCGCAGACAAACAACAUCAACAAAAUCAUCAGCCACAGCAGCCACAACAUCACCGACGGCAGUACAUGCGGCAGCUUUCGCUACGACAGCCACCAACGUACAUGUCUCUAUCUUCGCCGGCGGACGAUGGCCCGUCGAAGAUUCUAAACUUUUUGUAUUUGGGGUCUCAAGCUGAUGUCGAGGAUGAAAGCGUUAUGAAGGUCUGUUUCGAUGACGAUGAUGAUGACGUCAUUUAUGAUGAUGAUGCCAUUAGAGAUGAAUGA